ACCUCCGUGAGAAUCACCAUCAUUCUUCAUCGAUCUCGUCACUUUGCGCAUUCUCUCUGCCAAAUUCUCAAGCUGAGGAACGCCCGAAUCAUCACCAGUGAGAACAGCCGACGUUCAAAACUCCAUAACAUCAUUUAAUAUCUGCGAGUAAACGCGCUGCGAACCCGUUUUUGAUGCUGAAGCGAUAAUCGCAGUCAUGCGAUAUUGCACCUUAUUUCUGAUCUCUUGAUUUGCGCCUGAAAUAACUAACCAUCAAGAAUGUGCGUUGGUUUUUACACGCUCGAGCACCCGGAAUAUGCCCUUGUACUUUGCAGUAACCGUGACGAAUACCUCGAACGACCCACCGAAUUCGCUUGCUUUCAUUCAUUCGAUAAGCCAAAGGAACAUAGCUUUCCAGAGAGAAAUAUUCUCUCUGGCAUUGACGUUCGUGCCGGUGGAACCUGGUUGGGUGUCAAUCGGUCCGGAAGAGUUGCCUUUUUAACGAACAUCACAGAAGAGUACAAGACGUAUGGUUCUUCCAGGGGCGACCUCGUUGCCAAUUUUCUUUCGUCCAAUUCAGAAGAGGACGUACACAAUCUUAUCCCUCCCGAUGCUAAAUAUGCAGGCUUUAAUUUAUUACUCUUGACACCAUCUACCCGUGGCGAACACGCCUUGACGUUCGAUGGAACGUAUGUCACCAACCAUGGCGGAGGAGGAACGCUCGUUGUCCGUCCGUUGACUGAUGCCGAGAGAAGAUGUGGAGGGUUGUCAAACGGAAUUGAUGGUAAAGGUGCUGAAUUGUGGCCAAAAGUCCAACACGGGCUUCAUUUGUUCAAAUCAAUCAUCAAGGCGGUCUCGCCGACCACUCCGGAGAAGGAACUAGCCGACAAUCUCUUUGAGCUAUUGACGUGGGUAUAAGCACGCGACAAGUCUAGCCCUUCCGCACUUACUUUGGUCAAAUUUCCCAGUUGGAAGUCUUCGCAGCCGCCAAGCGCACGCUCAGAGCUGAGGAAUACAGUCCAGGUGGAACCAUUUAUAAUCCAAGGGUCGCAAGAAUUCUAUGGAACGCGUCUUUCGACGGUGAUACUUGUGAAAAGAACCGGGGAAGUGUUGUUUAUCGAAAGAGAUCGAUGGAAGCUCGUUGAUGCCAAGCCUGUACUGUCAGAUCAGUCCUCGCAGCGUG
Molecule: messenger RNA, 1162 nt
Organism: Suillus plorans
Lineage: Eukaryota; Fungi; Basidiomycota; Agaricomycetes; Boletales; Suillaceae
Product: NRDE protein-domain-containing protein
Exons: 4
Coding region: 259-897 (212 amino acids)
Biological process (GO): Golgi organization; protein secretion
Cellular component (GO): Golgi apparatus
Source: RefSeq, a predicted model, not a curated record